This is a messenger RNA of Suhomyces tanzawaensis NRRL Y-17324, 1212 nucleotides long. RefSeq lists its product as uncharacterized. Gene Ontology annotation, cellular component: membrane. Gene Ontology annotation, biological process: monoatomic cation transport; transmembrane transport. The coding region runs from base 1 to 1212 and encodes 403 amino acids. Gene Ontology annotation, molecular function: monoatomic cation transmembrane transporter activity. The transcript has a single exon. The record is from RefSeq and is a predicted model, not a curated record. NCBI's taxonomy places the organism in Eukaryota, Fungi, Ascomycota, Pichiomycetes, Serinales, Debaryomycetaceae.
AUGUCCCACCAAACCCCCAAAUCCAGCUCUGGCGCCGUGCAAGAGCCUAGCCACCACCAGAACCACACCCACGCCAAAACCCCCGAAUCCCAUUCCCACGCCCACGCCGACUCCCACUCCCAUGGCGGCGUCCUCUCACAUACCCACACCCACCACCAGCCUAAUGAACUCCUCCAGACCAGCGCCCUGUCUAUCUUGUCCAACCCGGCUGUCCGGAUCACCUGGAUCGGCCUUCUUGUCAACGUGGCAAUGGUAGUGUUCAAGGGCUUCGGUGGUGUCUACUUCCACUCACAGGCAUUGAUUGCCGACGCCAUCCACUCGGUAUCGGACAUGGUGGCAGACUUUCUCACUUUGGCCACCGUCAACGUGGCAACCAAAGUGGGCACUCCCAUCAACUUCCCUUUGGGUUAUGGCAAGAUCGAGACCGUGGGCUCGCUCUUGGUUUCGGGAGUAUUGCUUUUUGCCGGAGUCUCUGUCGGCUGGUCUUCCUUACUCCAGAUCUUUGAGUUCACCUUACCCUCCUUCCUCUACGAUUACGUGGCCACCAUUCAAAUAGGCCAUUCGCAUAGCCAUGGUGCUCCUUCUUCCAGUCCCUCGGGCCACAGCCAUAGCCAUUCACACUUGGGUUCAGAGGAGUCGGCUCCAGUGGUAAGAGACAUUCCCAACAUCAAUGCUGCCUGGUUGGCAGCCGCCUCCAUCGUGGUGAAGGAAUUGCUUUACAGAAAGACUAUGCAAGUAGCAGUAAAGACAAAUUCGAAGGUGUUGGUUGCGAACGCAUGGCACCACAGAGUGGACUCCUUGACUGCUGCCGUAGCAUUGGUCACCGUUACUGGUGGCGUUAUGUUCAACGUGGCUUGGCUCGAUUCCAUUGGUGGCUUAUGUGUUUCGUUGUUGAUUAUCAGAGCAGGAUGGGGCACAUUCAAGUCUUCAUGGUUCGAAAUCAUUGACAGAGGUGAAAAGCCAGGUGAUGAAACUUAUGAUAAGGUGUCGGGUAUAGUUCAAGCAGAGGUUGAUGAAAACUUGAACAACUUCACUAUUUCUGAAUUGUCAGUGAUGACUUCCGGUGCCAAUACCAAUAUCUACUUGACUUUGAAAACCUCUCAAUCUUACACCUUGAAGGAGUUGAACGAAUUUGAGCUGAAGUUCGAGUCAUUGAUCAAGAAGGAUGACAAGUUCAUCCGUAACGUCUAUGUCAAAUUCAAGUAUGAAUGA